Messenger RNA from Lotus japonicus, 1011 nucleotides. RefSeq lists its product as uncharacterized. The coding region runs from base 1 to 1011 and encodes 336 amino acids. The transcript has a single exon. The record is from RefSeq and is a predicted model, not a curated record. Lineage: Eukaryota; Viridiplantae; Streptophyta; Magnoliopsida; Fabales; Fabaceae.
AUGGAGAGAGACCAAGAAAAUAUGCAAUUUCUUGGUUUAGUUGGCGUCUACAAAGAAUCCUACAUGAUCAUGAUUUCAUGGAAGAAGAUCUUUAGCCUGAUUACCUUAAUUCUAAUCCUCCCACUCUCCGUCAUCUUCUUGUUUAUGGAAGUAUCCCCACACUUUUGCGGGGACAUUUCCUAUUACUCCAAACCCCACUUUGUACCACGCAUACACCCAAGGCACACUGAUGAAACAAUCUCCUCACAAUUGCUCUCAUUCAUCCUCUUCAAACUCGAAUACUUUGUUGUCUUUGUUCUCAUGGGCUGCUUCUCCCUUCACCCUACCUCUGCGGUGGUUUACACUGUCACUUCUGUCUACACCGACGGAAGUGACGGCGUAACCUUCAAUAAGGUCAUGAACAUUGUGCCAAAGGUUUGGAAGAGGCUUGUGAUAACUUUUGUGUGCACAAUCUUGGCUUUUUUUGUUUACAACGUUGUUGUGCGGUUAGUGAUCAUAUUCAUAUGGCCAAUUAUUAUUAGAGAAAAAAAUUAUGGGACUGUAAUUUAUGUGGUCAUAUGGGUCUUAGAUUCACUUGGACUUUUGUACUUGACCACGAUUUGGCAACUAGCUAAUGUUGUGAGCAUGUUAGAAGACUCUUGUGGAUUCAAAGCCAUGAUGAAGAGCAACGAGUUGAUAAAGGGGAAGAAGUUUUUGUCUAUAAUCAUCAAUUAUAUGUCUAACUAUUCCUUCUUUUCGAUACAGUUGUUGUUCUCUGAGGUUGUUCUAAACGGUUGGAAGAUGCAGGUUGAUGUGGGCUUUGUGUGGAGAAUACCACUUGGGGUUUUGUGUGUCUUGGUGUUUUGUUUUAUGUUCCUUUUGAUGCUUGUGAUUCAAACUGUGCUCUAUUUUGUUUGCAAGUCCUACCACCAUGAGACUAUUGGAAAGUCUGCAUUAUCAGAACAAUUGGAAGUUUAUCAAGGAGAACAUGAGCAACAGAAGGUUGGCGUGACACAGGACUCCCAUGUGUGA